Molecule: messenger RNA, 2102 nt
Organism: Drosophila innubila
Lineage: Eukaryota; Metazoa; Arthropoda; Insecta; Diptera; Drosophilidae
Gene: mbm
Product: protein mushroom body miniature
Exons: 2
Coding region: 69-1895 (608 amino acids)
Molecular function (GO): nucleic acid binding; zinc ion binding
Source: RefSeq, a predicted model, not a curated record
CUGCGGGUUAUCGAACCAAUAAAACACGUGCAAGCGGUCUGUAUUAUUUUUUUUGACUACAGUUUGAGAUGCAAAACGGCAGGGAAAGACUUUCUGGGGGCAAUUGGCACAACAACUCCGGCUCCGACCGUUUCCAAUAUCAUAAUAAUAGUGGAGACCAGUUAAAUAGAAGCUGGACCGACAAUAACAGAGGAAACAGACGGGGGAAGGAACAGAACCAUAACAACAAUUUUAACCGAAACACUCGAGGACAAGCAUGUGCUGAUGUCAUAAAUAAUCAAGAAUCUUUUACCAAGUUUCGAGAUUCCAGCCAACAGCAACCGAAUCAUCAGCCAUUAAACCAACAAUUGGAACGUGGAAGCAUUGGUGGCACUGGACAUGAUAAUGAGGGUAACAAGCAUCGCCGCGGUGGUGAUCAGAAUCGUGGCGGUCGCAAAGGCGGCGGUGGAAAUAACGAUGGCGGCGGUCGCGGCCGCGGUGGUGGACGUCAUGGUAAUAAUGGUCGGAAUGGCGGCCGAAAUGGUGGGCGUAAUGGUAGACGUGGCGGCGGUGGCCGUAACGAUAAUGAGCGAAAUACUGGAGGUAAUACAGUCGGACCCUGGUAUGACGAACCAAUGGAAAAUGACAUUUUUUAUUUCACUAAUGGACAACUGAAUCAAGAGGACGGUGCGACGCCAACGCUAUUGCCACCGGUACAAACUGCUCCUGAGGCACCAAUUGUGCCAACUCCUGAACCACCAAAAGCUCCUGUUGCGGAAACUCCCAAAGAGACGAUUCCAGCAGCAGUAACUCCUGCUCAGCCAGAAAUACCAACCAGACUUAUUAAUGCAAUUAACAUUAAGAAAGAGAAGAAAGAUCCAAUGCCUAAGACAGCGGCAAAGCAACAGGAAAGCAGUGACGAUAGUUCCUCCAGCAGCUCCGAUGACAGUCACGAAGAUGGUGAAGUCAUAAAGCAAACGCCAGCAAUGAAAACAAAGUCCGCAGUACUGCAAAAGACAAAGAUCAAAGCUGAGGUCAUUGCUAAACCUCCUGCUCCACCCUCUUCGUCCGAAGAGGAAUCGUCUAGCGAGGAGGAGAAAGCACCGCCAGUCAAAGCCAAGACCACCGUCAAGGAAAUAAUAGCAAAGUCACCUAAGAAAUUAAAAAAAACCGUAUCCGAAGACGAUGUUGUAUGCAUUGGUAAUUUGACCAGAAAAUAUACAAUUCCCGAUGACAAUGAAGUUGAGGAUAGGGAGGAGGAAGAGGAGGAAACAGAUGAGGGCAGUGAAGCAGACUCGAAUGCGGAGAAAAAGGUCAGCAAGGCGAAACCUAAAGUGGCUAUUAUGUGUGCCCUAUGCGACAAGAAGGGACAUACUUCUUUUGAGUGCCAGAUGAUCUGCCGGAACUGUUCAGCGCCAUAUCAUAGCUUAAAGAAUUGCCCAAAUCCACCCAACUUAACAAUUGCACUUCAGGCUUUCAUGGAGUUUACCAUGCAACAAAUGUCCGUCUUUAAUAUGGAGAAACAUUUUGCAUUUCCAACAGCUCCACCUGUGGCGGUUCCUGCUUCUUCCACAACCAAGGCAAAGAAGGAAAAACGGUUUCCUGUCAAAAAGUCAAAGAAAACGCCCAAAAAGAAAAUUAAAGUUGAAGCUAACGUUAGUGACGAUGACGAAGAUGAUGAUGUCGAUGAAGCAAGCUCGGCAGAAUCAUCCAGUGAAAGUGGAUUAAGUGAAUCCAGCAGUGAACCGCAGCCAGCAGCCAAGGCGAAACGCAAACGCAGUUCCAAGCAAGCCAGCACACAACCAGCUCCAAAUAUGACAACAGCAGGAGCAUUUCCUUUCCCCUUGCUCGCUCCCGGCGCACCUUACAACUCCAUGAUGUAUCCUUAUGGGGCGCCGUUUAAUUUCCCUAAAUAAGUUCAUUUAUUAACUAUUAUACAAUUUAUGCUUGUAUAAAACUUAAUGAAAUCAAAAAGUAAUUUCGUAUAUAAAAUCUAUGAUUUGGAAAAUUUGUGGAGAUUACUACAUAUUUGAAUUUAACCAUAUUUCAGAUAUAAGCAUUUUUGGUUUAUACGUAUAAAUGUUAAGUUAUAAUUAAGAUUUAAGUAAAUUUUGUGAACCUGU